This is a messenger RNA of Physcomitrium patens, 2431 nucleotides long. The record is from RefSeq and is a predicted model, not a curated record. NCBI's taxonomy places the organism in Eukaryota, Viridiplantae, Streptophyta, Bryopsida, Funariales, Funariaceae.
GAAAGAGUGAUGCCACUUGCCAAGUGCGCUUUGAUAUUGGGUAUGCAAAUCUAGGUUUAGGGUAUUGGGGGUGAGGGUUCUUCUUGCUGAUGCGUCUGAAGGCAAUCGAAGCGUCUUAGUGCAAAUAGUGUUUUCUGAACGUGACUUAACUUGUUGGAAGUUAUUGCGAAUUGAAGUUAUUGAAAUCGCGAAUUGGGUCGCAAGGUCUGUGAGAUUUGAGGGAUAGAUUCAGGCGUGAAGAGUUUUUGGAUAUGGGGCGUAAUCGGUAUGUGAAGAAGGGUGGAUCGAACCAGAAGGGUGGGUCGAAUCCAUUUGAAGAGAAAGAUCAGCAGAGUUUGCCAUCGCUGACGACACCUCCUCCAAGUGAAUCUAGCGAGAGAGGUGCGCGGAAGAAUCUUGCAGUUCACUUGGCGAUGUGGGAUUUUGGACAAUGUGACUCUAAGAGAUGUACGGGGCGGAAGCUUUCUCGACUUGGCUAUUUGAGGGAGUUGAGGGUGCAACAACGAUUUGGAGGAGUAGUGAUGAGCCCCAUGGGUAAGAAGUGCGUGUCUCGAGAAGAUCAGCAGCUAAUUAAAGAACGAGGGCUGGGUGUAGUGGACUGCUCCUGGAAGGGAUUGGACGAGGUCCCUUUUGCGCAGCUGCGGUGUGGCGCUGCUCGCCUCUUGCCCUGGUUAGUGGCAGCAAAUCCGGUGAAUUAUGGUAAGCCGUGCAAGCUCACUUGUGUGGAGGCUUUGGCUGCCGCACUUAUCAUCUGCGGGGAGAGUGAAGUGGCUGACCAGGUUCUGAGUCCGUUCAAGUGGGGCCAUUCUUUUCUAUCUUUGAAUAGGAACCUGCUGGACGCUUAUGCAGCGUGCAAAGACGGUGCUGAAGUGAUUGCAGUGCAGAAUGAUUUCCUUGCCACUGCUGGGAAGGAUGUCCCAGAAGGUAGUCGAAAUUCGGAUUAUGAAGAUGGGUCCGAUGAUGAUAUGCCUCCUCUGGAACGGAACAAUAACCGUUGUGAUGAGGAUGAUGAUGGAGACGAAGACGAAGCUGAAGACGAAGAUGAGUGUGAAGAUGACGAGGAUGGUGAAUGGGAAGACACUAAAACUAGUGUAACCGUAGAUGGUUCUGUACAGAAAGAUAAAGCUUCUGAAUCUGAGCUUGGGAAUUUGUUGCAACAAACCCGCUUGAAUGCGUAAGGGAUUGGUCGCACACAGGUUUACAAAUUCAGAACAGCAGUUUGUGUAGACCGCACCUAGAUUGGGCGUAACGGCGAUUCUCCGAGCUUUUGCUUCUCUUCAAUAGGGAAGUGGUGACCAAGGACUUCAAAUACUGGGACAACGAGCCUGCAGUAUCACCUCCACCGUUUUCCGGAAGUUGGCAUUGGGAUGAAGUCGGAAUAUACUUGUACGAGGAAGAAUCUUGUGAAUAUGAAUCUGUUUCUUCCGAGUCAAGUACAGCAGGUUGCUCCGACAUUGGAAGUUUUCUGUCCACUUUGGCUUUGAUAUGCUUUCCUUUGCCUUUUGAAACGAUCUGCAGCACAUCACAAUUUACUUGCCUGUUCUGGCUUUUUACCCUGCAUUUGUCUACAGUUCAAGAUUCAUUGUGUAGAUUGCUGAUUGUUAUGUAGCUUUCUGAGGAUAGAAUAAUAGUUGGUCUCUGCGCAGUACUGGAGGUACCCGCUGAAGAGUUCCCAGCAGUCUUUAUUCUUUUCAAUGCCAUGCAUUCAACUUCGAAAAAAAUGAAAACCAAGAAAAGUACACCCAUCGCCCUACCGUUUCAAAUAAUGAUGAAAGCAGCACCGCUACAUCCAGUCUGUAAAAGCAAGCUUCGCUCAAACCAUUUCACACACUGAUGAGUAUGGAUUCAUUGUAUUUGUAUUUCACACACUGAUGAGUAUGGAUUCAUUAUAUUUACUAUCUGCUUUAGAACUCACAUUUUAUGGAUGCAUAUGCGCGCAGAGUUAUCGUCUAGCAGUGGUGUCUGAAAUUAGUGAGUGAAAACAAUUUCUGCUAAACUUGAUAGGAUUGAUAAAUUAAAGGAUUUGAGUCCACUCUUGUCCAUGAUUUAGUAGCUGUGGGGAAAUAGGAUAUAUUCUCUGUUCGUCUUGAUGCUCUUGUUUGUGCGUUCUGGGUGGAUUUGGACUUGCGCAGCAUGUGGGGAUUUAUGCCCGAUUAAGUUGUGCGCUUGGAUCUGCACAAGUAGAGGUGAUCUCUACGAUACAUGCAGGAGUGGAUCUUGAAACGCAUGAUAACCCAUUUUGUCUGUAUAAGGUUCCUAAACGCUUUUACUUGGAGAUAUUGUUCUAGUCGCCGCAAAUUUGUAAGCUGACGCCGACUUGACCAAUUGGUCGAUCCUUCGGAGAGGAGGUAAUCAUGUACAGUGGGGUACAGAAAUAAUUCGAAUUUUUUUCCAAAGUGAAUCAGUGUUAGAAAUCACUGAACUUCAAAAA